GUGCAACUAACCUGCUCAGUACGGUUUUGUUAGCCGUAUUGUUUACUGCUUCUUGAAAGUUGACUCGUUAUUGACAAAUAAAAGUGACUAUCAACACAAACAAAUAUGUAUGAAUUAGAUGAGGAACAAUAUGAAGAUGAUGAGGCAGAAGAAAUCUCCACCGAACUCUGGCAGGAAGCCUGCUGGAUUGUUAUUAACGCUUAUUUUGAUGAGAAAGGUCUUGUACGACAGCAACUUGAUUCAUUUGAUGAAUUUAUACAGAUGUCUGUUCAAAGGAUUGUUGAGGAUUCACCUCAGAUUGACUUGCAAGCUGAAGCCCAGCACACCUCUGGAGAAGUUGAGACACCGCCCCGAUACCUGUUAAAGUUUGAACAAAUUUAUUUAUCGAAACCUACCCAUUGGGAGAAGGAUGGUUCUCCAUCGCCUAUGAUGCCUAAUGAAGCCAGAUUGAGAAAUCUUACCUAUUCGGCACCCUUAUAUGUUGACAUUACGAAGACAAUAAUCAGAGAUGGUGAAGAUCCAAUCGAAUCGCAGCAUCAAAAGUCAUUUAUUGGGAAAAUUCCAAUUAUGUUAAGGUCUACUUAUUGUUUGCUUAAUGGCCUAACUGAUCGUGAUCUUACUGAAUUGAACGAGUGCCCUUUAGACCCUGGUGGUUAUUUUAUCAUUAACGGAUCAGAGAAGGUAUUAAUUGCCCAAGAAAAAAUGGCUACAAACACAGUAUAUGUAUUUAGCAUGAAAGACGGUAAAUUUGCAUAUAAAGCAGAAAUUAGGUCAUGCCUCGAACACUCUUCUAGACCAACUUCUACUCUUUGGGUGAAUAUGAUGGCUAGAGGUGGUGCGAGUAUAAAGAAGUCUGCCAUUGGUCAACGUAUUAUUGCUGUUUUACCAUACAUUAAACAGGAGAUCCCUAUCAUGAUCGUGUUUCGAGCACUUGGUUUUGUGGCUGACAGAGAUAUCCUGGAACAUAUCAUUUAUGACUUUGAUGAUCCAGAAAUGAUGGAAAUGGUAAAGCCCUCAUUGGAUGAAGCCUUCGUAAUUCAGGAACAAAAUGUAGCACUCAAUUUCAUUGGUGCCAGAGGUGCUCGACCUGGUGUAACGAAAGAGAAGAGAAUCAAAUAUGCUAGAGAAAUCUUGCAGAAGGAAAUGUUACCCCAUGUUGGUGUAUCAGAUUUUUGUGAAACUAAAAAAGCAUAUUUUUUGGGUUAUAUGGUACACAGACUGCUUCUUGCUGCUCUUGGUAGAAGAGAAUUAGAUGACAGGGAUCAUUACGGUAACAAACGUCUCGAUUUAGCUGGACCUUUGUUGGCUUUCUUGUUUAGAGGGUUGUUUAAGAAUUUGAUGAAGGAAGUACGUAUGUACGCCCAGAAGUUCAUCGAUAGAGGAAAAGACUUUAACCUGGAGUUGGCUAUUAAGACAAAGAUUAUUACUGAUGGUCUUAGGUACUCCCUCGCUACAGGAAACUGGGGUGACCAGAAGAAAGCUCAUCAGGCUAGGGCCGGUGUAUCUCAGGUAUUGAACAGACUGACUUUUGCUUCUACGCUUUCUCACUUGAGGCGUGUGAACUCUCCCAUUGGAAGAGACGGUAAAUUGGCAAAACCGAGGCAGCUUCAUAACACACUUUGGGGUAUGAUUUGUCCUGCCGAGACUCCAGAGGGUGCUGCUGUAGGCUUGGUAAAAAAUCUGGCUCUAAUGGCCUAUAUAUCUGUAGGAUCACAGCCUUCGCCCAUUCUGGAGUUCUUGGAAGAGUGGUCUAUGGAAAAUCUUGAGGAAAUAGCGCCUUCUGCUAUUGCCGAUGCUACAAAAAUAUUUGUCAAUGGUUGUUGGGUUGGUAUUCAUCGUGAUCCUGAACAAUUGAUGGGAACUCUGAGGAAACUUCGACGUCAGAUGGACAUUAUUGUAUCUGAAGUAUCCAUCAUCCGAGAUAUCAGAGACAGAGAGAUCAGAAUUUACACAGAUGCCGGUAGGAUAUGUCGACCACUCCUUAUUGUUGAAAAUGGCCAGUUACUCUUAAAAAAGAGGCAUAUUGAAAAUCUAAAGGAACGUGAUUAUAAUAACUAUGGUUGGCAGGUUUUAGUUUCAAGUGGUGUAGUUGAGUACAUUGAUACCCUUGAAGAGGAGACUACAAUGAUUGCCAUUUCACCUGAAGAUUUGAGGCAAGAGAAAGAGUACGCCUAUUGUACAACAUACACUCAUUGUGAAAUCCACCCUGCUAUGAUUCUUGGAGUAUGUGCUUCCAUCAUUCCUUUUCCUGAUCACAACCAGAGUCCCAGAAACACUUAUCAAAGUGCUAUGGGUAAACAAGCUAUGGGCGUAUAUAUCACAAAUUACCACGUUCGGAUGGACACCCUAGCACACGUAUUGUACUAUCCUCACAAGCCUCUUGUCACAACAAGAUCUAUGGAAUAUCUACGUUUCAGAGAACUUCCUGCUGGUAUCAAUUCAAUCGUUGCCAUUGCCUGUUAUACUGGCUACAAUCAGGAGGACUCUGUCAUCUUAAAUGCUUCGGCUGUUGAAAGGGGAUUUUUCAGGUCUGUGUUUUUCCGUUCUUACAAAGAUGCUGAAUCUAAGAGAGUUGGAGAUCAAGAAGAACAGUUUGAAAAACCAAUGAGACAAACAUGUCAGGGUAUGAGGAAUGCUAUUUAUGACAAAUUAGAUGAUGAUGGCAUCAUUGCACCUGGACUCAGGGUGUCGGGAGAUGAUGUUGUUAUUGGGAAGACAAUAACCCUGCCUGAAAAUGAUGAUGAAUUGGAUGGAACUACGAAAAAAUUCACCAAAAGGGAUGCAUCUACCUUCCUCAGGAAUUCAGAAACUGGUAUCGUUGACCAAGUUAUGUUGACGUUAAAUGCUGAGGGAUACAAGUUUUGUAAGAUCAGAGUGAGGUCAGUGAGAAUUCCACAAAUUGGCGAUAAGUUUGCCUCAAGGCAUGGGCAAAAGGGAACGUGUGGAAUCCAAUAUAGGCAGGAGGACAUGCCGUUUACUUGCGAAGGUCUUUCACCCGAUAUCAUUAUCAACCCUCACGCUAUCCCAUCUCGUAUGACAAUUGGUCACUUGAUCGAAUGCCUUCAAGGGAAGGUUUCUGCUAAUAAAGGUGAGAUUGGUGAUGCGACACCAUUCAACGAUGCUGUGAAUGUACAGAAAAUUUCAACCCUUCUUCAGGAGUAUGGUUACCAGUUGAGAGGAAAUGAGGUUAUGUACAACGGGCACACAGGACGUAAAAUCAAUGCCCAAAUUUUCCUUGGACCAACAUAUUAUCAACGUCUAAAACACAUGGUGGAUGACAAAAUCCAUUCCAGAGCCAGGGGUCCUGUCCAGAUCCUGGUCAGGCAACCUAUGGAGGGUAGGGCUAGGGAUGGUGGUCUCCGUUUCGGUGAGAUGGAACGAGAUUGUCAAAUAUCUCAUGGUGCAGCGCAGUUCCUUAGAGAGAGGCUGUUCGAAGUCUCUGAUCCGUACCGGAUACAUGUCUGUAACCUUUGUGGUCUCAUUGCUAUUGCCAAUUUAAGAAACAAUACUUUUGAAUGCAAAGGAUGCAAGAAUAAAACUCAGAUAUCACAAGUGAGGUUGCCAUAUGCUGCCAAACUCCUCUUCCAAGAACUUAUGUCAAUGAACAUAGCACCACGUCUGAUGGUAGUUUAAAACAAAUGAUUUUAAAAUUCUUUGUAAAUAGUAUUCUAACGUAUUUUUUGUUUAAACAAAAUUAUGUGAUAUGAUAAGUUAAAUUACUGUUAAUAAUAAUUAUUAAAUGUUUAAUUGUUUUUUAAGUUGCAGUUUCAACUUGCAACUAGACAAAUGUAUCUGAAUAAAACCUAUUGUAUAGUUUUAUUGAUUUUAGUAUUUUAUUUAUAUUCGAAUUAUUUUAUUAUAAAAAAAGUAUGUAAAAUAAAAAAAUUAUUGAAGCAA
Nezara viridula (southern green stink bug) is the source of this 3897-nucleotide messenger RNA. The record is from the annotation of a GenBank genome assembly. Lineage: Eukaryota; Metazoa; Arthropoda; Insecta; Hemiptera; Pentatomidae.